AUGUCUAGCAAAUCCACCAUGAGGAGCCAAAGCAUUGGCCACCGUGGCUUCAGCGCCGGCUCAGCCAGAGUCCCAGGGGUCUGCCGCUCUGGCUUCAGCAGCGUCUCCGUGUCCCGCUCCAGGGGCAGUGGUGGCCUCGGUGGAGUGUGUGGAGGAGCCGGCUUUGGCAGCAGGAGCCUCUAUGGCCUGGGUGGCUCCAAGAGGAUCUCCAUCGGAGGGGGCAGCUGUGCCAUCAAUGGCGGAUAUGGUGGCAGAGUUGGAGGUGGCUUUGGCUAUGGAGGUGGAGCCGCAAGUGGAUUUGGUUUUGGCGGUGCAGCUGGGGGUGGCUUUGGGCUCGGUGGUGGACCUGGCUUUGCUGGUGGCUAUGGGGGCUCUGGCUUCCCUGUGUGCCCCCCUGGAGGCAUCCAAGAGGUCACCGUCAACCAGAAUCUCCUCACUCCUCUGAACCUGCAAAUCGACCCCACCAUCCAGCGGGUGAGGACUGAGGAGCGGGAGCAGAUCAAGACCCUCAACAACAAGUUCGCCUCCUUCAUCGACAAGGUGCGGUUCCUGGAACAACAGAACAAGGUCCUGGACACCAAGUGGACUCUGCUCCAGGAGCAGGGCACCAAGACCGUAAGGCAGAACCUGGAGCCCUUGUUUGAGCAGUACAUCAACAACCUCAGGAGACAGCUGGACAGCAUCCUGGGGGAGAGAGGCCGCCUGGACUCAGAGCUGAGGAACAUGCAGGAUACAGUGGAGGACUUCAAGAACAAAUAUGAAGAUGAAAUCAACAAGCGCACAGCGGCAGAGAAUGAAUUUGUGACUCUGAAGAAGGAUGUGGAUGCUGCCUACAUGAAUAAGGUUGAACUGCAAGCCAAGGUAGACACUCUCACAGAUGAGAUCAACUUCACCAGAGCCUUGUAUGACGCAGAACUGGCUCAGAUGCAAACCCACGUCUCAGACACUUCUGUGGUCCUGUCCAUGGACAACAACCGUAACCUGGACCUGGACAGCAUCAUCGCUGAAGUCAAAGCCCAAUAUGAGGAGAUCGCUCAGAGGAGCCGGGCUGAGGCUGAGUCCUGGUACCAGAGCAAGUAUGAGGAGCUGCAAAUCACAGCAGGCAGACACGGGGAUGACCUGCGCAACACCAAGCAGGAGAUCGCUGAGAUCAACCGCAUGAUCCAGAGGCUGAGAUCCGAGAUCGACCAUGUCAAGAAGCAGUGUGCCAACCUGCAGUCCGCCAUCGCUGAUGCUGAGCAGCGCGGGGAGAUGGCCCUCAAGGAUGCCAAGAACAAGCUGGUUGAGCUGGAGGACGCUCUGCAGAAGGCCAAGCAGGACAUGGCCCGGCUGCUGAAGGAGUACCAGGAGCUGAUGAAUGUCAAACUGGCCCUGGAUGUGGAGAUCGCCACCUACAGGAAGCUGCUGGAGGGCGAGGAGUGCAGGCUGAGUGGGGAAGGCGUUGGACAAGUCAACAUCUCUGUGGUGCAGUCCACCGUGUCUGGCGGCUAUGGCAGCGCUGGUGGCUAUGGCAAUGCCAGCGCUAUGGGCGGUGGCUCAGGCCUGGGCGGAGGCAGCGGCUACUCCUAUGGCAGUGGCCACAGCCUUGGAGCCGGCUUCAGUUCCAGCAGUGGCAGAGGCAUGGGGGGUGGCUUCAGCUCCUCUGGAGGCAGCAGCUCCACCAUCAAAUACACCACCACCUCAUCCUCCAGCAGGAAGAGCUACAAGCACUAA
Molecule: messenger RNA, 1713 nt
Organism: Zalophus californianus (California sea lion)
Lineage: Eukaryota; Metazoa; Chordata; Mammalia; Carnivora; Otariidae
Gene: KRT6A
Product: keratin 6A
Exons: 9
Coding region: 1-1713 (570 amino acids)
Biological process (GO): intermediate filament organization; keratinization
Cellular component (GO): keratin filament
Molecular function (GO): structural constituent of skin epidermis
Source: RefSeq, a predicted model, not a curated record